CAUAAAUUUUGUAUUUUGACAGAUGACUAUAAGGAAAUCCAUCCAAUGUAAAUUUGCUUGUUUCGGAAUAUCUGUUUUUGCUAUCUGUGAAGAGUUUGAUUGAUUUGUAUUGGCAUAAUCAAAAUAACAUCUAAUAAGAGGAUUCUGGUAUUGAAUGUGCAAAUUUCUUGAAAAUCAGUAUAAAAGAGAGUAAUUAAUUUAUUGUUCAAGUUCAAAUCAGUCCUUAAAUUCACUCUUACCAACUCUGUUGAUUAACGAUUCUUUGCGAUUGCUUUAUGUUUAAAAUUAAAAUGAAAUAAUUUUGGUUGAAAGAUUUGUGAUGGGUUGAUACUUUCAGUAUAGUUUCGCAGCUGCAAUUUUUGCAGUUAACAGAAAGAUAAUGCAUAUUUCUUCUGUUUGCAUCCAGAAAUGCUUGUACCAAUAGCAGUAGCAGUAGCUGUAGGUCUUCUGGGUUUGGCUUAUAAGUCACUGAAGCCACCCCCUCCAAAUAUAUGUGGGUCACCGGGUGGGCCUCCUAUUACUUCACCAAGAGUCAAACUCAGUGAUGGUAGGCAUAUAGCUUACAGAGAAAUGGGAAUUCCUAAAGAUGAAGCUCAGUACAAAAUCAUUGUCGUUCAUGGCUUUGACAGCUCAAAGGAUCUGAAUUUACCUGUGCCUCAGGAACUUAUAGAAGAGUUGAGAAUAUAUUUCCUUUUCUUCGAUAGAGCAGGCUAUGGAGAGAGCGAUCCAUAUCCAUCACGUUCUGUAAAGACUGAAGCAUAUGAUAUUCAAGAACUAGCAGACAAAUUGCAGAUUAGUUCAAAAUUUUAUGUAAUUGGACUCUCAAUGGGAGCCUACCCAAUAUAUGGUUGCCUAAAAUACAUACCACACAGAUUGGCUGGAGCUGCCCUUGUAGUUCCAUUUGUACACUAUUGGUGGUCUUGUCUUCCUGCAGAUAUAGCCAGAGAUGCUUUCCAUAGGCUUCAAAAAUCUGAUCAGAGGACAUUUAGUAUUGCACAUCAUACACCAUGGUUAUUCUACUGGUGGAUGACACAAAAAUGGUUUCCUUCUUUAAGUAUUAUGGAAGGAAAUAUGGCAAUCUUUUGCCCCCAAGAUUUGGAGAUGAUUAAAAAGUUGUCAGAAACUCCAAGUGUUGGUCAGGAAAAGGUUCGACAGCAAGGGGAAUACGAAUCACUUCAUAGAGACAUAAUUGCAGGUUAUGCCAAGUGGGAAUUUGAUCCUUUAAAUAUAAGUAAUCCUUUCCCUAACAAUGACGGCGCAGUCCACAUUUGGCAAGGUUAUGAAGACAGAGUCAUCCCUUAUAAAAUAAAUCGAUACAUUGUCGAGAAGCUUCCUUGGAUUCGAUAUCAUGAGGUUCCUGAUACUGGGCAUUUAUUGAUCUUCAGGACUGAUUUAUGUGAAGAAAUUUUCAGAUCACUUUUGCUUGGAUGAGACAGUAGUUUCUGUAAUUAUAGAUAUGUUUGAAAAAAUUUUUGAUGCCAUAUGCAAUAAGUAAAACUUUCUGUUACAAUAUUUUUCUGUUUUCUGUAUAUAACAGAUAGAAAUUUGGUCAUGUAACAAUCUUGUUGAUUGUCAACACCCUCCUUUCCAGACUAAUUGUAAUUAUUUUUUAAGAUUAUGUGAGUGCAGUUGGUAUUCCUCGUA
This is a messenger RNA of Jatropha curcas, 1644 nucleotides long. The record is from RefSeq and is a predicted model, not a curated record. Lineage: Eukaryota; Viridiplantae; Streptophyta; Magnoliopsida; Malpighiales; Euphorbiaceae.